Molecule: messenger RNA, 2046 nt
Organism: Cryptococcus wingfieldii CBS 7118
Lineage: Eukaryota; Fungi; Basidiomycota; Tremellomycetes; Tremellales; Cryptococcaceae
Exons: 3
Coding region: 1-2046 (681 amino acids)
Source: RefSeq, a predicted model, not a curated record
AUGCCAGUCAUCCCCAGCAUCAUCUCCCCACCCCGGCACUCCCACUCGGCCAAGUUCAAGACCGGCAACUCUCACACCGUCAUGCACCAUCGCCUUUACGCCCCCUCCGAGUACCCCGAGGAUGAGCAUGGGACUGCAGCUGAACCGGAGCAGAGCAAUACCCCUAGGCCGAGGAGGGGGAGCGAGACCAAUAGCGAGCGUAUUACGGCCGGAUACUGGAGUCUUUUUGACGGCUUGAUGGAUCCGCCCAAUCUAUACGCACCCUCCAGCACCAGCAGCAACAGCGACCCCGACAUGACCAUGCCCGCCUACCUCGCCCACCUCGAAUCGCACCAUUCCCACCACCCUUCCCCGGCUCUCUUGGACCAUUGCUGUCGCACGGCAAGCUCUGCAUGGUAUAGAUCUCAGUGGAGGCCGAUUCCUGAGACUGAUAGAGGGCCAACUUUACUGGAGACUUGGGGUGAUGAGAGGGAGCGAACGCCUACUCGGCUUGCACCCCGACAAAAUACCACACCUGUUCAAACGCAGAAUCGUCAGCCUGGCGCCCACGAUUAUCAUCAUCGCGAACCAUCCACUCCCACCAAACCUCGCCGGGCUCCUGCACACCCCUCGCUUAGACACCGGAUCUCCAACCUCUUCACUCGCGGGCUUGCCCCUCUUGGUCCGCCGCAAGUUGCUCCCCUGUCUGGUACGUCCCGAAGUGUGAGAAACACUCGCUCGACACCAGGGUUGGAUGAGAUGGGACGCUUGGUGUCUACAAAUGACCAGGCUACUGGGACGGCUGUUGGACGAACCGAAAUGAUGUCUUCCAGACAGACACCUACCAUCACUUCCGUCAGGUCGCCCGAACGUAGUCACUCAGCGCAGAGUAGCCAGCCUUCGUGGUUGCGUAGCGAGCGCGAAUCUUCCAGUGAUGAAAACAACUCGCACGUGAAUGUCAUUCCUCCCAGUCUCUCCUGCGGCGUCGAGAGCGAUACACCACCUCCUCCGCCCUAUAGUGCGCCUGUCGACGAGUUUAAAAGGGGCGCAAGGCCAGGCCUACUCCGCCCAAGUCACCUCCAAUACGCACGAUCGAGCCAAAACUUGCGCGGAGGACGGUACAGUCCUUAUGGUAGCUCGAGUAGCUCGAGCGGCGACAGUACGUCUAGGGACCGACGAGGAUAUGCACGAUUGUGCAGCAAUCAGUCCUCCCGCCUUCGCUUCAGCGAAGACUCUGACAGGCCGACCGCCCCUUUGCUCGGCCCUGUUACACCUUCGACGAUGCACCACUCGCGUAUCAGCCGGGAUCUUCGUCUCCCAUCCCCAGCUCACCCAGUCGGGCCUACUUCCAACAGCAAGACUGCCCUCCCUCCAUGGGGAUCCUUCGAUGUGGUCGGGGAUAGGAACGAGGUUCAGUCGUUUGGCAACAUGGGUUUCGUGGAUCACCUGUUGGAUGAGCCCCAGCAGGCGAUGAAUGAGAAUAUGGCCAGGCGCAUGUCAGGCAUGAGCAUGGAGGUGGAUGCUCCCGAGCCUGGGGCCGACAAACUCUUGGCUCUGGCCCUCUCCCCGUCUCCCUCUGUCACCUCUGCCUCUGCCUCCGAGACGACCGUGUCGGCACCUUCAUCGACCGACUACGAGACCGCCUCCGUCGUGUCCUCGAGAGAAUCCGCCCCCGCCGAACCUACGAUCCAGCUCUAUUCCCUCUACUCUGUCCACAUUGCGCGCUUUGUCGAAGCCGUCCAAUAUCGCAACGCCCUGCAUGCCGACAACCCUUCCUCACUGCCUACAUUCACCAUCAAUGGCACCGUCGUCCGUACUUGGGACGAAGCUACUCGGGUGGAAUGGGACGCGCAGAGUUUAUAUCCGGUGGCAGAGUAUUGGGCUUGCAAGUUUAAGCAGGGGAGAAAGGAUGAGAGACGGGGGCGAAUGUGCUUUCUAAAGUUGAGGGAUGGGUUGCUGCAUGCGUAUGCUUUUGCGAGAAAGGGGAAAGGGGUGAGGGAGGGGGUUGAGAUGGAGUUGAGGGAUUUAUGGUUGGAUUUGGCGGACGAUUGGGGGUUGACGAGAUGA